UUUCACUCUCAUUCUCUUAAAACGCUAGCCAGCCGCCUUUGCCCGCCUUUAGAUUCAGGACUCUCUGGUCAGAAUCUUAAGCUGUUUUUCCUUUCUCCGGCAGCAUUUUCAUUACUAGCAUCCAGCGUCUGCAAAAUUACUUAAGAGAAACCUUAGCAAGCAUUUCCAAUCCCAUAAAAGACGAAUCUUUUCAAUCAAAUCAAUAGGAGAAGAAGAAAAGUCGUAGCGCAAAUAGAGAAGCUUCAAAGAUGACAAAAAAGGCUAAUAUUUUCAAUAUGGAAACUCCAAAGAUGACAAUAAUGGAAAAUCUUCUCAGAUGCCAACUGCAGCAGCAGAAGAAGAAAUCACUACUUCCCAAUCGAAUUCGCUAAGGUAUCUGUUUCUCUCUUUCAGUGUGCGCACACGCGUUUAUUUAUUUAUUUUUUAAUUAAUUUCAAGGAAGAGAAUUGUGAAGCCGUCAAAGCAGAUGGAUAUUGUUGAUCAUCAGGUUAGUUCUGAUUUCACUCUCGAGUUUUGAAUUCUAAGCUAGUUUCUGUACCUUUCUUUCUUUAAUAUUUGUUCUUGUUGUGUGUAUGUAAGCUACUAAUUAAAGCACUUGCCUUGUCCUAUCUAGGCCACUGGAAUUCAAUUCCAAGACAAAUAAUUAUGGAAAUCCUCAUCAUGUUACCCGUGCGGUCUCUUCUUCAGCUCAAAUGUGUUUCAAAAUCUUGGCAGGCAUUAAUCUCUGAUCCUUACUUUAAGAUGAAGCAUCUCAAUCAUGCCAAGAAUAACCACAAACUUCUUGUUUGCCAGUCAUCGCUUGAUAGGGUUGAUAUGGAAUGUACCAUCAAGUUUAGCUUCUAUUCUUCUCCUUUAUCGGAUGUACAAGAACUCAAUUGUCUUUCAAAGUAUGUACAAGAACUCGAUUGCCCUUCAACCUACAAACCAGUUGAGUGCCACUUAUUUUGUUUUUUUCAAUGGGUUGGCUCUUCUCGGAUUUGUUAGUAUAUUUAAUCAACAACUUUUUUUGUGAACCCCUCCACAAGAGAGUCGACACUUCUUUCCCAUUCAGAAUUUACACGACUGCGUACUAUGUUCGGAUUGGGAUAUGACGCAAUGAGUGAUGGGUACAAGAUCCUUAAUUUGGACGUGCAUGGAGGUGGACAACCAUCUGUUGAAAUUCUCUCACUAAAAAGUGGUUCUUGGAGAAAAAUUUGUUACUAUCCAACUGCCAUUUGCCCUAGGUGGGGACAGAAAAAUGUGAUAUAUCCUUGCCAAAAUUGCGGUCUGUAUGUGGAUAUUAUGGUAUUUGUUCAUGGAGCAUUUCAUUGGCUUGGUAAGACAAUAUCAAGAACUUAUCAUGUGGUUUUAUUUACUGCUUCAAAUGAGGUAUACGGAGAGAUAUUGUUAUGAAUCAAAAUGACCAAAAGACUAAGGCUGUGGGCACAUUUGGAAACUUAGCAAAUUACAUUUGGGAUCCCGGUUAGAUGGAGCAUAUACCUAUAUAUACAAUUGGAAAUAUUCUAUUAGGGAAAGCUAUGAACUUGGUUUAUUUUAUUUUACUUAGUUUCUUAGAGGAUAGAUGUGGAACCUCCCUCCCUUCUCCCUUUUUCAUUUCUUCUUCCUAUGGAAGAUUUGGUUACUUGUUUUAAGCAUUUGUAAUUAUUUGAAGAUGAACUCUUAUAUUUGUGUAUGUGGUUCCCAUAAUCCAUUUCAAUAUAAUAUGGGUUCACUACAUUGGUGCUCUCGUUGCUCGUACUCCUUGCCUUUGGACUCUCAUGCCAUGAUCUAUACUUCCAUCAAUACCAUACGGGAUUUAGUGAAGGAGAUGCAAGAGAACAACACUCAUAUGAUCUCUUCUAUUUGCCGUAUGCAGUCAGUGCUGCACGAAAUGCAAUUAGACUCCACGGAAUUCGUUGAUGCUCCAGAAAUUUCAGAUGCUACAGCUAUCACCUUUGCACUAGACUAAGUUGAUACAAACACCAAGGUGGCCAAUAUCGUGAAAUCACAUCUCGAUUCACAACUUCCUGUUUUUGCUGUCGGAGAUACAAUACCCAAAACAAUAGUUCUCGACGGUGUGUUCUAUGCUUAUAUUUCCGUAUCGCAGCUUCAAUCUUCACCUCUAUCAUUCUCAGUUAAGCGAUCGAGUCUUCCACUUAAAGCCUGCGGACAGGAGCUUGACAUGGAGUUUGGAUGCAAGGUGUUUGACAUAUGCCGAAGAGGGAUAUAUUUGCACAUUUUUAUGGUAAUAAUAGAGCUAUUAGUUCGCUUCCAUAUGAUUUUGGCUUUCACGACUGCAAGUGGGUAGAUACUGGGCAAGUAAGGGCUUCAUAUGAUGCAAAAAUAGAUGAGAUCACUCUGAAAGAUACAAUGGAUAGUGCUGCGAUAGACUGUACCAGCGACAAUCGUUCUGAUUUGAUUGUCGAAAACUCACUCUUGUUGGACAAUUCUAAGGCACCUUCUGAGGUGUUACAAAAUCCCAUGGCAGAUUCAUUACCGGGAUAUUCUGCAAUUCUUGGACACCAGCUGUUCGAUACAAUGUCCAAUAGACACUGCUACUCCAAGUCUUGCGAAGUUGUUUGUGCUGCGCUUAGCAUUGAUUACUCUGACCGAUAUGGUGAUUUUUCAUUCCAGCUUAAGAAACUCACUAUCUAUUAUAGCGACAUUCGGGGUGUUGCGGAGGUACAAGAUGAACUAAAAGAAAUUGUUCACUAUCUACAUGACCCCAAGCGUUGCACUCGUCUUAAUGAUGAUGGACUCUCACAUAACAUCACCAAAAUGUUCGAUAAUAGUUUUCAAUCGGAUCUCCCAUUAAUUGGAUGCCCGACGAGUGAAAGUAAAUUGAUUGGUUGGUUCUACCUUGUAAAGAGGUUGGCAGCUGGUGAGUGGGUCACAGUUGGAGUUCCUGCUUGUGGACUCUUUCAUAUUGCUUACUCCAAUGCCUCAGAUAUGUUGACGGUAGACCUCCUAUCUACUUACAGUCAAAUGCGUCAAGAGGAUAUGCCCAUGGUGCGAAGGUUGGUUGCGACACACUUGGGGAAGUUUGUUGCUAAUGUUGCACCUACUUACCUCAAGAUUGACAUCACAUCAAUGUUUGAUUAUCUUACACAUGGUACUAAGAUUCUUGUACGUGUAGUAGCCCUCGACAUUCUAUAUACCAGGCUGCUAUUAGCCUUUGGAGUAAAACCUUAUUCUGGAAUUUAUGAGAAGACUUCAGGCUCACUGAAAGACCAAUUGGAAGCUAUCACACCAGCACUUGAAAAAGUUUCAAAUGCUCUGGGUUCCAUUAAAAAUUAUGAUUUCUUGGAGUAUUUAAAGAAGUUCCUGGACUGGAGUGUGCAAAGUGAAGCUGUUAGCAAUACUGGUAGCUUGAUUGGUUGUAGUGUAAAUGACCUCGUACUAGCUUUAUCAACAUAUCACAUUCAAGUCGGCAAUGGCAAGCGACAAAAGAGGGGAGAGCCUUCUGUGGAGAUUAGCGAAGAAGACUGUGUCGACAAGGUUAAUGUGAUUUUUGAGAAUGGACAGCAAUAUACAGGUGCUCUUUUGGUUGGCGUUGAUGGUGUAUGGUCUGAGGUGUCCGAAAUGCAUGCACGGAUAUGCUACAAAGAUGGAAGUCCUUUCCAAACUGAUUUACACAGGGAACCUGGUACCUGUAUUACAGAUAACAGAGGCUUGAAUGACACUGAAUUCACAGACACUGGAGAAAGACUCGAGUAUAGUAAGUUAUCUCUAGCUUUGUUUGUUAGCAUUAUGAUUGAUAUACAUAUGCAUGUUAAAAGUAGUUGGCUGGACAACGAGAGAGGUGUAUUCGAUGAUAUAAUUGGUAGGAACUCGCUCGCCGCGCUUAGAAAAAAUUCCACUCAAGUUCUGGCUGUUAAAUUUGAUCUCUUCAAGAAUUGGCAAUUGCUGGCCAAAUCUCAGAUUUCUCAUUCUAUUAGGCCAGAGUGUCACAUUGAGAUAUUUUCCUUUGUGGAAAAGGUCCAUUUGGAACCUCGUGCUACUUGGAUACAUACAAAGGUUCUAUCUGUUGUUGGGCUUCGACAAGAUGAAGUCGAUGCCGUGGUGUCUAUCAUGAAGGUUGAAAAACCUCCUUCAGUGUUAUAUGCUGAUUUUGGUGGAUCAGACGCGCAGAAUAAGGAGAUUAAAGAAGUCUUUGAGUGUCCUUUGCCUCACCCCCAAGCUUUCUGAAGACAUUGGUAUCCAGCCUCUUACAUGGAUCGUUCUCUCUAGAGAGCCUGAAGUUGGCAAAAUAAUAUUUACAAAGACAGUUGCUCAACCUUACAAAUUAGUCCAGCUUCAUGCCACAAAAGCUGCUAAGAAUACUAAUGUGGUUUGUCCAUUGUUGCCAAUUUGAAGCUAUUGGCAUCAGGUGCUAGAAAUCCUAUCCUUGCAUAUGUGAAAAUACUGAUAUAAUUAAGAUAAGUGAAGAGGAGAAUUACUUUUUGGCACAAGGAGAAGAUUCACAUUAUAACGUUGUUGUUCCUAAGUUGUGCCGUCCAAAUCUGAUGUUACUUCUUGUCAUAAAAGGCCGUAAAGUUUGUUUUCAUUAUAUCAAGGAAUUAUGUGGACGAGUUAAGGUUUUAAAGCUGGAUUCUGUGGACAUCUUCAGUGUUGGAGAUGUUUUUGUAGCUAGAAGAUUGUUACAACUAGUAUAUGAUAUCUCUCUGCACCAGGAUGACAACAAACUAAGAGAGGCCCUCAAGUUUAACUUUUCGUUUGAUGUGCUCAAGAAAUUUCAUCAUGUACUUUGUUAAUUCAAAUGUCGUUUCUUGACUAAAUUUCCAUUGGAUGUACCAGUAAAGAUUCUGGAAGAUUUUAGCAGCAUUGAGGAGGCAAAUCAACUUAUCAUUGGCACAUUUGAUGUUACGCACAAACCAAGUGAAAAGAGAGUUCACAAUGCUAAUGUCGCUUUGGAUUCCUUGUUGAAUGUUAUCAUUGUCAGGCGGAUAUUUCUAUAUUUCCUCCGUUGGAUUGACCAGGAAGACAAUGAUGAUAUUUCUCUUGUUGCAACAACUCUCGACAAAUGUUUCAGUCUUGACAAAUUCAGUUGUACUGUUUUGCAGCUUGGCACUACUGAGAUACUCACAUUGAUCCACUCGAACCUUGAGGACAAGGUUCUUUUUGAGGGUGGAGGAAUUGUUAUGAAUCAAAAUGACCAAAAGACUAAGGCUGAGGGCACAUUUGGGAACUUAGCAAAUUACAUUUGGGACCCAGGUUAGAUGGAGCAUAUACCUAUAUAUACAAUAGGAAACAUUCUAUUAGGGAAAGCUAUGAACUUGGUUUAUUUUAUUUUACUUAGUUUCUUAGAGGAUAGAUCUGGAACCUCCCUCCCUUCUCCCUUUUUCAUUUCUUCUUCCUAUGGAAGAUUUGGUUACUUGUUUUAAGCAUUUGUAAUUAUUUGAAGAUGAACUCUUAUAUUUGUGUAUGUGGUUCCCAUAAUCCAUUUCAAUAUA
Molecule: messenger RNA, 5432 nt
Organism: Nicotiana tabacum (common tobacco)
Lineage: Eukaryota; Viridiplantae; Streptophyta; Magnoliopsida; Solanales; Solanaceae
Source: RefSeq, a predicted model, not a curated record